Molecule: messenger RNA, 1824 nt
Organism: Guillardia theta CCMP2712
Lineage: Eukaryota; Cryptophyceae; Pyrenomonadales; Geminigeraceae
Exons: 4
Coding region: 1-1761 (586 amino acids)
Molecular function (GO): acyltransferase activity
Source: RefSeq, a predicted model, not a curated record
AUGUGGAGGCACCAGGGGAGCGUGCCGCAGCUCCCCAUCCCCGAGCUCGAGUCUACCGUCGCCAAGUACCUUGUCUCCGUAAGGCCGCUGGUGAGCGACGAGCAGUUUGAGGCCACAGCCAAGAAGGCGGCGUACUUCCUUGUCAACGGGGACGGGAAGAAGCUGCAGGAGCGGCUCCUGCGCCGCGCUGCUGAGAAGAAAGGAUCCAGCUGGCUCAUCGACUGGUGGAACGACCGCGCCUACCUGACGGAUCGAGAGCCUGUCGUCUUCUUUGUCUCAUACUUCUAUUUGCUCAAGCAUGCGCCGCUGCCCCUUCCGCACGGCCAGUUGUUGUCUGCCUCGGCCCUCGUGCGCACCGUCUGCAGAUUCAGAGAUCAGGUCGUGAGUGGAAGCUUGCAGCCUGACAUGAUUCGCAAUGCUCCUCAGUGCAUGGCUGUCUACUCCUUCCUCUUCCAUACCUGCAGGAUCCCCGGAUCCCACUGUGACGUCGUUGCCUCCUACCAGCCCGAGCACAACACUCACAUCGUCGUUGCUCGGCAAGGACACUUGUUCAAGCUCGAGUUGGGGUCUUUGCAGGGACUAGGAGAUAUUCUCGAAGCGCUUGGCAGGAUCGUUGAGGAAGCAGAUGCUGCGGGAGAGGCUGAGGUCCCGGUGGGCUCCCUCACGUCAGGAGAACGAGACGUCUGGGCCAAGUGCCGCACGAGCCUGAUGGAGGACAAGAGCAACCGAGCGAGCCUGGAGGCGAUAGAGAGCAGCAUGUUUCUGGUGUGCCUGGACCAUCUAGAGGAGGCGGGCGUCGUCUCCCGGUCUCGUCAGAUGUGGCACGGAGACGGCAAGAACCGUUGGUACGACAAGACCCUGCAGUUCGUCGUGCUCCCCUGUGGUCAGGUUGGCUUCCUUGGUGAGCACGCGAUCAGCGACGGGGCCCCGACGCUCCGACUUUGUGAGUUCGUGGGGGCAAACAUGGCGAGGGAGGUGAGCGCUGGAGAGAGCAAGGGCCGGGGCAGCAAACUGGAGCUGUCCCGACUUGGGUUCAACCUUUCAAGGAGCGUCGUCGAGGCCCAUGCUCAGAUCCGAGCUCAGUUUGUGAAGCUUGUGGAGAGCCACGAGGCUUCUCAUCUCGUCCUCUCGGGGAUGGGUAGGGACGGGAUUAAGGCGCUCAAGAUGCCGCCCGACGCCUUCGUCCAGCUCGCCAUCCAGCUCGCCUUCUUCCGCAUGCACGGGCGAGUCACGGCCACCUACGAGGCAUGCUCCACCCGCCGGUUCCUCCAUGGGAGGACAGAGACGAUCCGCUCCUGCUCGCUGGAGGGCAAGCGGUUCGUCGAGGCCAUGGCGUCCGGGCUCGACCACAGGACGCAGUACAACUACCUCCAGGCAGCAGUCAGGAAGCACCAGCAGACCAGUAAUGAGUGCUCUAACGCGCGAGGGGUAGACAGGCACCUGCUGGGGCUCCGGCUCAGCCUGCAUGAGGGAGAGGCUAUGCCGGAGCUGUUCUCAGACCCUUCCUUCGCCACCAGCAGCUCGUGGGAGCUCAGCACGAGCCACCUCUUCAGCGAGCACCUCCAGUCGUGGGGCUUCGGGCAGGUCGUUCCUCAUGGAUUCGGAGUGGGCUACAGCAUCAACAGAGCAGAGUCGGUCUUCUUCAUCACCUGCCAGAAGCAAGCAGCGGAUCGCUCCUCUCUGCUCUCGCGUGAGAUUCAGAGAUCCGUGCAGGACAUGCAGAAGCUCUGCAACCUGUACAGAGGCAUCAGUAACCUGUGAAUUUUCGCGCAUAAGUGUGAAAGGAUCUUCCCAGAUACGAGCGUGAUAAAUUCUGCUCACAGU